GUUGCUGGACGUUACCAGUAGCGGUCGAACCAGUGCCGAUAACACCGCAAUGGAGGCAAGAGUUCUUCUCCUUACUGCCUUGUUGAUGGCUGUCGAUGGCAGAUGGAUAGUAGAUGGUGAUGGGUUUUAUCACUUGCCGCCCGUCUGCGGUUCAGAUGCUCGUGUAUAUAGCAGCAUUCACGAACUGGAGUACGCUAAAUAUAUCACAGGGAUAGAAGAUUUGUAUGAGGUACCAUUUAGUCACUGUGAAAACCAGGCAUCAACGAACCCAGCCAUCGUUAAUCCUACAGAACCGGAGUGGAAGAAAUUCGUAUUCCCACUUCAUUUCAGAACAAAGGACGAAGGUUCAAGAUUAUAUCCUAACAACCAACCUAGGAAGUUUGCGCUAGGUGACGACAGCGAGCAUAGAGAUGUGCCGUACAUUAAGGCGCAGCUUCAAAAAAUGACGAAACAACCUCACGAAGUACGCUAUCAUAAUUACAACGAAUUUCGAUAUGAGGCUCCAGAAUCUAGAGAAUCUCAGAUACAUCGUUCAGCCCUAGUGUCUCGUGAAGACAAUCUGAUACAACUCAGUCCUCGUAUAGGCGAAAGUUACCUGAACACACAGCUACCGACUCGCUUACAAAAUCCAAAUAUCCGACGGAAUGAUUUCGCUUAUCACCAGUCUAUUAUUCCAAACCAUCCACUGGACUUGUUUGCACUUGCAGCACAACAUAAACAAAGUGGAAGAUAUCCAUACGUAACCUACGAACAAGUGCAAUAUAACACAGAAAACUCACCAAUUGAAAAUCAAUACACAGCUUCAUACAUUUCGCCAUCGUACAAUGAAACGAAUGACUCUAAACCAUAUUUAAAACAAUGGCCCGAAAUAAUAAGACACCGAUAUUCAGUUCCAAAUCAUGAAAUAAACAAAUAUCUUCGCCAGUCCAUAGAUGAUUCUGCUUAUGUUUCACGAAAGAACCAUCAACUCACAAAACAGAAAUAUCAAAAGAUUGAAUAUCUGUUGACAGGAAUAACGCGUAAGAAAAAUCAACAAAAACCGCUUGAACAAGCAAAGGGAUAUCCAGAUGAUAAACAGAUGCCUGACCAGACUCCAGUAAUAAGCCAGCGAAUAGGCACAGAUUUGCUGCUUGCCAAUUUUGCAGAGGGGCAGAAUGAAAACACAAGUGAGAGCCAAAGCAACGAUUUCGAUACAAACAUUCAGCACUCAGAAAACACUAAGCAAUCAACGUGUCUUUGUGGCCAGCCUAAGUCAAAUGCAGACUCCCUUAAUGAUCACGGUUCAUUCGCAAACCAGCAAAUAGGCAGUGAGAAACCGUCCGCAGAAAUUUCAAACCGACAAAAUAAAACUGAAACUGAAACACAACCCAAUGACUUUGUCAGCAACAUUCAAAAUUCACUGAACGGUCAGCAAACUACACGUGAUUGUUACAAAGCUAAUGUACAACCAGAAACAAUUCGUCAUGAAACACCAUUCAUAAAGCAAUCGACAGAUACCGACGUAAAAUCCGCAAUACUUCCAACCGAGAAAAAACCACAAAUAGGUGUUUCAGCUACCGGCAUUCAAAAUUCAUUAAACAGUCAACAAUCUUUGUAUCCUUAUAAGCAAGAAGUACAAGAACAAAUUCUUAAUCCAAUCCCUUUAACACAGAAACCAGUAGGCGUUGGUAUCAUUCCCACAGAGAUUCCAGCAGAACAAAAUGCAACUGAGAACGGGACACAAAUCAACUCCUUACCUACGAGUAUUAAUAAUUCAUUAAACAAUCAGGAAUUAGUACAAACGGAAUACAUCCACAGCCCAACUUCUCUCGAAAACGAACCAAAAGGCGUUAACACCUCCACAGAACGUAGCUCGAAACUAAAUACAACUUUGAGCGAUACACAAACUAAGUACUUACCUACCAGCGCACAAAACUCAGAAAAAACUCAACAACUAAUUGUGCCUUCUAAGGGAGAAAUACAAACGCAAAAUAUUAAUAUUCAAAGUCCCUUCAUACACCAGCCAACAGGCGUUGAUGUCGUCCUUACACAAGGUCCAACCCAACAAAAUACAACUGACAACGAAACACAAGACCAUGAAAUAGCAAUCAGUAUUCAAAAUGCAUUAGAUAAUCAACAAUCAAGACAACAAUAUAAAGCGCAGGCAAAGCACAUUCGCCAGCCCACAGGAAAUAGUGAAGAGCUCCCAGAUGUUCCAAAUAUAACUGGCAAUGAAACACGAACCAAAGAAUUCUUAGACAACGACCAAAAUUCAUUGAACAAAACAGCCAACAGCCAACAAGUACCACAGCCAGAAGACAUUCCUGGUAAAAUUCCUUUCAUAGACAAGCCAAUAGGUAUUAAUCAAAAUGUAACUGACAACAAAACACGAAUCAGCAACUUAGCUACCGACAAUCAACAGUCAUUAAACAGUCAAUCAUCAUUAUACUCUUAUAAGCAAGAAGAACAUCAACCUUACCAACAAAUUUCUACUUUAGCUCCAUUCACGCAAGAGUCUGAAAACGAAAGUGAAACUAAGGGUUUAAUUAGCAACGUACAAAACCCCCCAUUAGAUCAGACAGGGAAUGUGACUAAUGAAACCACAAUAAGUGAAACAAAACUUUCUCAUGAUUCUGAAGCAGAAACUGAUAAACUGAUUAUUAAUGUAACACAUACGAACGAUGUGACAAAUAUUAAGCAAUCUUUCAUUUAUCUUCAAAAGUCUAACACAACAGACGAAAUCAAUGAUAACAAGACUAAUACACCUGGUGUGAAGAAUGCAUCCAAUACACUGAAACCAACACCUAAUAAGCCAAGUAAUCAAAAUCCAGAACGUCAGAAAUCGGUUCCUCGGAGACCAAUUACUCGAAAAAUUUUCAUACGAUUACCAGUCAUUCCAAAGCGGGCAGUUUCAGAAUCAGGCGCCCUAGAUCUGUCUACACCACCAACCACAUCGACGCCUUCACACACCUUCGACGGAAAGCGUUCAAAUUUAAGCUCUCCUGAUAACAUAUCAGCAAGCUAAAGUGUACCAGAAGAAUGUGAUUCGUGAAAGGGCGUUAAAGACGUGGACCUGCAGAUCUGGAAUGGAGUUCAGCCAAUUUAUUAGGCUCGUAUAUUUAAAUAUUAUUGUAGUCAUUAGCAUUCACUAUUCCUAAAAACGUGUCUUAUAUUUAAUUUUAAUUGCAUACAUUUCAAUGUUUUUGUGUAGAUUACCUCGUUAUUUAAUGAACAAUCUAGCACUUGUCUGCAACAGUGUCUAUUACUUGGGGAAUAAAUUAUUAAAUCUCAUGAAACAAAUGAAAGUGUCUUUAUAAAUGGAGUUACACACAAUAUAACAAAUAAAAUACGCUGAAACUUUGUUGUUAUUACCUUAUAUUCAAAUGUAUUUUUUAUCUUGGAUUAAAGUUUUACAUAUUAGCUUAAUUUCACUCAAUCAUUAUGUCUCUAGAACAUAUGCCUGAGACUUGUGUCAUAUUUAAUUACGGUAAUAGUAAAAUAAAACUGUUUCAUGGCCA
This is a messenger RNA of Zootermopsis nevadensis, 3497 nucleotides long. RefSeq lists its product as uncharacterized. NCBI's taxonomy places the organism in Eukaryota, Metazoa, Arthropoda, Insecta, Blattodea, Termopsidae. The record is from RefSeq and is a predicted model, not a curated record.